AUGUUUUCCUCUCACAGACUUGUACUCCUGGCUGCUUUGCCUGUCAUCCUACUACUCCUUCACCAGGGAUAUAUACGUUUCUCAAUACAGAGCCCACUUCUGUCAUGGCUCCCGGACACUGUACUGGAUGCUGUCAUUGCUCGACCAACCGUCCAACUCCGCCAAGGUAUCGUGGUGGGAACGAGAUUGUCCGACUCUCUGCGACAACCAGUUGAUGCAUUCCGAGGAAUUCCUUAUGCUCUCCCUCCGACUGGCGAUAGGAGAUUCCGCAGGGCAGUCGCUGUGGGCUCCUCGAACGACACCAUUGACGCGAGUCGAUGCCCCGGUAAACAACUAUUGAAAGUUCCUGGUGAUGCCACCAUUUCGGAGGACUGCUUGACGGUGAACGUGUUUCGUCCUCAUGGCGCAAAAGGCAGAUUACCCGUCGCGGUGUACGUGCAUGGCGGUGCUUAUAACCGUGGCACGGCUUCAAUGCAUAACACCGCAUCAAUGGUGGGAUGGUCAGAGAAACCAUUCGUUGCAGUGAGUUUCAACUAUCGUAUCGGCGCGCUGGGAUUCCUUCCUUCGACUAUGUCAGCACAGGAGGGCAUACUCAAUCUCGGGCUGCAUGACCAGAUCCUUGCCUUCAAAUGGGUCCAGGAUAAUAUCGAAGCGUUUGGAGGGGACCCCUCGCAAGUGACACUCAUCGGCCUGUCCGCAGGAGCACACUCGAUCGCACACCAUAUCAUGAACUAUGACCUUGGCACCUCCCUGUUCCAUCGAGCCGUCAUCGAGUCAGGCGCGGCAACCUCGCGCGCCGUGCACCCAUACAACGCCCAACUACACGAAACCCAAUUCCAAGAAUUCCUCACAGAGGCUGGCUGUAGCGACAGACCGCAGUCCGACAUAAUCAACUGCCUGCGCAGUCAACCAUCCCCAACCGUCAUCAACGCCUCCUUCACCAUCUUCAACCGAUACAACCCCUCCGUCCGCUGGGCCUUCCAACCCGUCAUCGACGGCGCCCUCAUCAAGCGCCGCCCAAUCGACGCCUGGCACUCAGGGAAAUGGAACAAAAUGCCCAUCCUGACGGGCUUCAACACAAACGAAGGAACAUACUACGUCCCGUCCGCGAUGUCGCAGUCCUCCCAAUUCACAAGCUUCUUCCGCACCUUGCUCCCCGCCUACUCGGACGAGGAUAUCAAAACCAUCGACGACCUCUACCCAGACCCCGCGGUGUAUCCGUCCUCACCAUAUCUCGAAACUAGAAGCAUACCCGUCGGUCCGCAGUAUAAGCGCGUCGAAGCCGCAUAUGGUCAUUACGCGUAUGCCUGCCCGGUGCGGCAGACGGCGACUCUCGCCUCGGCGGGGCAGGAGGAGCCCGUGUUUCUGUAUCGCUGGGCGCUGAACAAGACGGUUCAGGGGGGCGCGAAUCAUGGUGAUCAGAUGGCGUAUGAGACGUUUAAUCCGGAGGUGCGAGGCAUUUCGAGGAGUCAGGAGGAGAUUGCGGGGACGUUUCAUGCGUACAUCACUUCGUUUAUUGUGACUGGGGAUCCGAACGCGUUGGGGGGACGGUAUGAGAAUCGCACGGUGUGGAAGCCUUACGAUGCCUCAUUGCCAUCUAGACGCAAAAUCAUGGUCUUUGAAGAAGGGAAUGAUGAGCGUGCUGGUGGAAGUGGCAAGGGUGUCGCGGCGCAGUUGGUGGAGGAUGAAUGGAGUCGAAGAGAGUGUGGCUUUUGGUGGGCCAAGGCCGGUAUAUCAGACUUGAGAUAA
Molecule: messenger RNA, 1749 nt
Organism: Aspergillus thermomutatus
Lineage: Eukaryota; Fungi; Ascomycota; Eurotiomycetes; Eurotiales; Aspergillaceae
Product: putative extracellular lipase
Exons: 5
Coding region: 1-1749 (582 amino acids)
Source: RefSeq, a predicted model, not a curated record